AAAUGCACUGAUGAAUAUCUGCCCAUGCAAUAAAGGGCACCUGCAAGCCCCCAGACGAAGCACUUUAUUCACGCUCAGUCCGCGAGAAGUUCCGUUAGUUCCGGGUGACUCGUCGAUGCCUCCAUGGCAACGAUGCUGUUUACCAGUCUUGAAAUGGAUAAUGGGGAAAAUCUCUGGGACUCCCUGGAAUCAGAUACUGAGAGCCUUGCCCAGGAGAAGCAAAGACGGAAAUUUCAGAAUGAUAGAAUUCAGGGUCUAGAUGUGGAGGAGAACCUCAUCUGCACACAGCAAGCUGGUGAUGGUGGCGAUGGGGAGGAAGAAGAUGAGGACGAUGACUAUAUAUAUGAUAGCCUAGAUAUGGCAGUUAGGAAGGACAACAAUGCUGCAAUCCAUCAGGUACAGCAGACAGAAGGUGGUAAUGAAAGACAGAACAAUCUCAAAGACGAAUAUGCAGAUCUGAGAUAUGACCCCAACUGGAGGACCAACUUCGGGGGAGCUGAGUUCUUUGAAGAGGGGAACCAGCAUUUUCUGUUGGGAAAGGAAUCUCAUCUGGGCGAGGUGUCUGAAGGAGAGCCUUGGGAGAUGAGAAAAAGUGUCAGGACGGUAGAGAAGAAAGGUAUGUCUAUCAGUGGACGUGUUCCCAUAGUGGCCUUCAAGACUGAGAAGGCAGGAGAAUCUUUGUCAGCCAAAUCAAAGAUUCCCACAACUCCUUACCAUCUUCUGGAGCAACAGUGCUUAGGGACUCAACCAAAACUGCUGUCACCUGGACACCAAUGGUUUUCUGAAACUUUGGACCAAGAAAUCAGUGACUGCAACAGCGGCAGCUGGUAUCUUGUAAAAAACCAAAAGCCUUCGGAUGCAGAACAGGUUUAUUUCUCUAAACCACAUGUGACUGUUGAAAACAGUAAUGAAGGACGUCCAGGGAGGUACGAAUCCUGUAAACAAAACUGUACACAAACCAGCGAGAGAACCAAGAUGAUGAGGAACGGCAUUCUACCCAAUCUUAAGCACUCCCAACAGUCAUCGACUAUGAAGGAACCAGCAGCAAAGCAGGACAUUGUGGAGAAGAACAAGAGGACCCUGGGGGUCAGUGCAGCCCAGCAGGGGUCGUAUCUUUGGACACACAAGCAAAGAGGAGGGAAGGGUUAUGACAAGCAGAAGGUAUCAGAACCUGCUGAAGACGUUUCCAGUAUUGCCAGUCAGGGGAGCAGAGGAAAUGUCAUUGACGCUGAACACAGGUGGCAACAGCAAGCCCAGGAGCUGAAGUGUUUCAACAACAAAAAUGUCCUGAAGUCCGAAAGACAGGCCCAUAGUGGCCGGCCAGAGAAAGUAGGUGUUCUAAGACCCCCAGCAGUUGGGGACAGGCAGAACGUACAUGACGGUCCAGAGUCCUCCGGCCCUGGCCAUAUUCCCACGACCCGAGAGCACUCCCAAGGCCAUGCAGAGGUUCUGGUCAUUGAUGACGGGGAUUCCAGCAGCAUGUCGGGUGUUUCCUGGCUCUCCACACCACCGGUAGACAGGAGGAUUCCCAGCAUCAAUCGGAACGUUGGCCUCAAGGUGCCUGCUGAUGUCAUGCCAUUCCUAAACCACGGUCCCCCGCAGGCUGGUACUGGCCCCUUUAUCCCUUGGGGCCCCACUUGGGCCCCUCCCUGGGCGGACGGUCCGGGCAUCUAUCACCUGCAUCUGGUGAACGCACGUUUUGCUGACCAGCCAAGCUCUCCUCAGAUGGUUCCUCACUAUACCCCCAAACUACUAGCUCAUUCUUCACGUGCAACGCUGCCACCACCUGCUCCCACCCUUGACCGAGCUUCCGUCCAGCACAGGUUGGGAAGGCAUUUUCCACAUCAGGACAGUGGUGGAACUGAACACUGUGGAACAGUAUUGUUUGUGAAUCAAGAUGCUUCCGCUGCCAAGAAGACAGAUCUCAGCAGGGCAAGGAUAUUGCCCACAAAGCAGUCAGUCACUCAGGAAAGCCGUCAAGAUGACCCAGGAGAUCAGUAUACCACUCUUCAAUAUGAACGGAACUGUGGGCCCAACACCAGACACACACCUGCGGACACAGGGCCCUACCUGGUGCUGCCCCCUAUAGGACAGCCAGCAGGGGGCGACUCUGAGCACUUUAACACAAUACGCAGGAGUAGCUCUGAGGGCUACCUUGCACAGAUGGAGAAACAAAAGAAACUGAAAGAAAGAAUGGGAUACAAGGCCUAUACUCUGAAAGACUAUAAAAGCCUCCAGAAGGAUAUUAAUCUUGGAGGACUGGGACCGAAUUAUAAAUUAGCAGAAAUUACAGUGGAGAAAAUGCAACGACAGAGGUUAUAUUCAAAUGCCGUCCGUGAACAGAACAGGGAGAUGAGCAGGAACCUGGCUCUGCUGGCUAAACCCUCUGUGGGCAGAGAGAACAAGGAUCUGCUUCCCAGAAGGAAGCCCAGAGACAUGCAGUUACCUGUACGUGCCCAGGGGUGGACUGCAGCCUUGUGCCCUACUCUCCCUGAGAAAAUGUACAGGGGGGUAUUUUACAAGGAGAAUUUGCUAGUUAACUGGAUAACAUAAGCCAAAGAUGGAAAGUGUGCAACAGGAGGGCAGCAAAGUUAAGUUACAUUUGGCUUAAGUUAUCUGGCUAAUGAAAAAAUCCUGCUUCGUGGAACACCCCCCCCCCGCAAGGAUCCUGCUAACCACGAUAAGUGCUUUGAAGAUGCAUGUUAGCCAUUAAAACAGUAGGUGGCGUAAUGACCACAGGUUCACAGCCAGCCUGAUAAUUCUCAGAAGAAACGUCACCUACUUGUGCACCUGAGGUGCUGUCCUUUCUCACCCGCCAGAAGAUCCGCGUGGCUCUGAAUCACAUUUGCGAUUUUACAGGACAUUAAGAUUUUUUUCCCUAGUUCAAAGAUAUCGGAAGCGCUUGGGGAUAAAAGGUCACGCUGGCUUGAGAUGAAUAGCCAGUGGUUCUGUGUGCCAGUCCAGGUCCACUGCACUCAUCUUUUCACUCUGCACACACCUGGCUUUGCUGCUGAUCUAAAAUAAUCGACAGUCUUUGGGCAGCUUCUGAUUUUACGUCUGAAUGUCCCUUUUCAUGACCCCCUCUCAUGUCAAAAUAAAAAUAGGUCAAACAAUAAUGACAUUUUGAAUACAUUCAGAUUAGAUCCUACAAACUUGUUUUCUGUAUUUUAAAGUGAUAAUUUCCCCCCCAUAAAACAAUCUCGAGCACCUAUUUCUUUAAUGGAACCUUUAGAUGAUUAUCAAAGAGCUAUUUACUCAUAUAUAAUAUUUUAAUUAGAUUAUAGUCUCUAUUUAACCCAUCAUGGGUUCUUUGAAGCUCUCUGUUUUUAGUGUUAAGCUUCACAUGCGAAGGGUAAUAAAUUCCGGACCUUUUGAAUUAAUGAGAAAUGCUGCCUUUCCAGGCCAAGUCUCUUUAUAUCUUUUUUAUUUUUUCCACUGGCAUAGAAUUCAGUUAAUUGAAGGAGUCUAUCACCACCACACAUGAAGGAGGGCGAAUUAGCAUCCCUUUUACCGAUUGGAAAGCCCGGCAGACGCGCUAGCUUUGAUCAGAGGACGACAGUGAAGUAGACGGCAGCUCCCUGAAAAUGACCUGAUGGCCUGGCUAUUAGCUGAAAAUGCAGAUGCGUCCAUGUGUUGCAAAAUGCUUAAUCUUUUAAUUGAUCACCUUUCACGCUACCUAUUCUCUGCGCGCUUUUUAUUUUGUCAGUUAAUCAGAAUCACAUUUUGAAAUUGGAUGAAUUGCUUUUCAAAGGGAAAUGCGCUGAAUGUCCUAAUUGAAAGAGAGAGAGAAAGAGAGAGAGAGAAAGAGAGAGAGAGAGAGGGACAGAACAGACUUAUUAAUGUAAACCUCCCAAAUUAAUGUAACAACCUCCUGGUACAUAUUUAAAUGACUAAAGUCCUGUAAUGACCGCUAGUUAUGACCAUGACCCGCGUUGUGUGCAUAUGUGUUUAAAGGGGCUUUUAAAAAGAAACGCGAAGUGUACACCUAACACCGCCGAUCACCUUUUGAUGUCCGGGCUAAAUACUAAUGCAAAUGUUUUCCUUUGGUUGCAAAAGGAAUAUAUGCAAUUCAUUAGCAAAUUUGAGGGACAUUAUUGAACCCUUUUUCUACCGCGUAUAACGAAACAAUGUAAGACUAAAUAAAUACAUUUUAAAAAUCGGCAAACACAGCCGUAAGUUUUAAAAGGUGUCAUACUCGUCCUUUAUUCUUUUCAAAGUGGACAAGCACGCACGUGCAGCUACCGACGUCUGUGGCGGAAAAGUCAAAUAUGAUUUGUGUAUUAAAUCUUGAUUUGUUUUAAUUAAAAAUGCAUGCUAAAUGUAAACUAUUGUGUAAAAUGCAAUUUUUACUUGUCGAUACUAAUGAAUAUUACCAUGAUUCAAAAAUGUGACAGGUUUUUUUACUUAAAUACUUUAUAUUCAAAGUUGUGUGCAAAGGUGUAAGAGAAGAUCAUCUCUGGAUGUGAACCUGUGGUGUGUUGUCUAUAUAGCUUGAUAAAUAUCAUUAGAGGAUGCUUACAAGUUGCUUCAUUUGAUACCGGUCCAAAAAUGUAUCACUCUUACUAAGAUUAAUUAAGAAACA
Paramormyrops kingsleyae is the source of this 4582-nucleotide messenger RNA. RefSeq names its product junctional cadherin complex regulator (gene jhy). Gene Ontology annotation, biological process: axoneme assembly. The record is from RefSeq and is a predicted model, not a curated record. NCBI's taxonomy places the organism in Eukaryota, Metazoa, Chordata, Actinopteri, Osteoglossiformes, Mormyridae.